Molecule: messenger RNA, 16555 nt
Organism: Zeugodacus cucurbitae (melon fly)
Lineage: Eukaryota; Metazoa; Arthropoda; Insecta; Diptera; Tephritidae
Exons: 7
Coding region: 548-16060 (5170 amino acids)
Source: RefSeq, a predicted model, not a curated record
AAAAAAUUAUUACAUACACAUACUUCAUUGCGGUUGUUCAUUACUUUAUGCGGUAGAGAAAAAAUUUGGUAAAAAUAAGUGUUUAAUUUAUAGUGUUAAUGAAAAUAUUGCAAAUAACCGCGUGGUGUUUAGUAGUGAUUAUGGAAAAUAGUAAAUAGUUUGUUGUUUUGCGUGUUUAAAUAUAAAAAGGAUAAGUGCAGUCAGUACAUAUAGACUACACACAAUCACCCCAACCCUCUGUAGCAGCAACGGACUGCAACAACAAAGCUGCUGGGGCUAAAGAAAAUUUGGAAAAUUGUAUUUGAACGAGUUAGAAGCGCACCCAGUAGAAAUUCCAGCCAUCUCACUCUACCCUAGGUCGCGGAAAAUAAAACUUAUCGUGUUAUGUUUUGAUCGCUCUAAUCGCUUUGAAAAUAAUAUCAGUAAAAAAUGGUAAUUUUCAUACAGGAGCAAUUAACUUAAAGGUGUAUGCUAAAAUAAAUGCAGUUUAUUGUACUGGAAAUCAGCUUUUAGCUUAACUUUACUGCAUGUUAAAAAGCAAAUCGAAAUGUAUCAACACAUUCAAUUACGCAGAUUGUCAAAUUUGUCUUCUACAACCACUUCACAAAAAGUUGACGGAUUAGAUGCGCUCAAACGAAAAGAAGUUAGUGAUAUCUACGAUGAGGAUGAUGUGUUGGUUUUAAAGGAGUUGUCAAAUAAAAUGGAUGAACUUGAAGAAGUUAUAUUGGUUGAGGAUGAACCUGCUUUAAGAUUACCACAAUUAAGUAAUGAUAGUUGGAGCGAUUUCGUGGAGGAACUAUCAAAAAAAUAUGACCAAGAUGACCUUUUAUCUACGUCCGUACCUCAGAGCACUAAUGCAAAGAGAAAAUUCCAAAUUGCCGAUAAUACACAAUCGUUGCCGCGCCGAUGUAAUGUCGCCACCAACAAUAAUGGAGUAGUCAGUAUCAGUAGCGACGAAGAUGAGAAUUCUAGAACUGCUAGAACUGAAGAGCUCUCUUCGAGUAAGGAUUGCCCCACAACAAUAGAGGAACAUCCUACAACAAAUAGCUGCACACCUGGUGGAAAUAAUGCGGGUAUUGCACAUUUAGAAGAAAUAAAUAAAUUGGACAGUGGUCAGUUGAAUGAGGAUUGCGCAAAACCAGAAACGGAAAGAGUAAAUAAUGAAGCAACUCAACACGGUCCUGAGCCAAUUUCAAACAUAAACAGCAAAACCUCUAAUUCAAGUAAAAAUAAAGGACUGACAGGUAUCAGCAAAAAAUAUCAGGAUAUUAAACGGAGAACGUAUAAAUUGACUUUUCAUCAAAUUUUACAAAUCUUCGACAUUGAAAAGUCUGUGCCAUCAAGUAUAGGUGCAAUACCUGGUGAACCGAUCGAGUUGGAUUUUCCGGAUCUUGAUAUGAGGGAAUUUGUAAAAAUAGUCAAAAAUUACCAAACGACAGAGUCCGCAGACGAUGUAAGACAUUUAUGGGCGCAGAUUAAAAGUUGGUUAUGUGCCAUGAAACCUGCCUAUGGCACCACUACAAAUUACACAAAAUACCAGAAAAAACUUAAUUGGUAUAUAACUGAGUUAAUGGCGCAAUACGUAAAAUUCGAAAUCGAGAAUAGCAUACAAAAUGAAAACUAUUAUAAAUUGAAAAUGGAGACACUCAUGAAUACCGUAUCGUCUUUGUUGAAUGAUGAUGUUAAUUUGAAAAUUUUGACAUUAUUACGCACAGACUUUCCCAAUAAGCCGAGUAACUUUCUGGACGAACUCUUUAAGAAAUUCCUAACCAACCCGAAAGUGCGUUUAGAAAACAACAAUUAUGGCAUUUAUCGGCUGAAGGUUUUAGGUUUUCAAAAAUGGAUGCAUUAUACCAACAGAAAAAGGCAAGAUAUAGUAGAAAUUGCCAUUAAGGAGGGAUCUGCUUAUCUACCAAGAUUGCUGCCAAAAAACACUGAAGACCCAUUCUACAGAGUUGAUCGUCAUGUGCAUAUAAUUGAAGAUUACGAUAAGCAAGGCACAAGAAAAAUACUGGAGGAAAACGUUAGCAUUGAUGUGCUAAAAGCUACAAUCAAUAAAUAUCUUCAAGUAUACGAAAGUCAACUAUAUGACGAUUUUGGUUAUAGAUUAUUGCGACGUCAAGGUUUGGAGCACAGUCAAACGCUUGAUGCUCGUGAAGACGCUAUGCAAAUGCACAGGCACAGUCACAGCGCCAAGGCGAUUACAGUGAGGAGUGAUGAGCGUCAUUGUAAUCGACGACGUACGCACCACAAUAACAACAACAACAACAACAACAACAGCAACAGCAGUCGAGCAACGCAUUUACCAGCCGGAUGUGAUAUACAGAGAAAUAGGUUAAGUAAUAGUAGUAGUCCCUUUAGAACGAAUAGAUGUAGCUGUAAGUCCUUAGUUGCUAAGCACCAAAGUGAUACUAGUUUAAGUUGUAAAACAUCAAGUAGUAAUGAUAUCAUUUCGCUCGAUUCAACCGAUGAUGAAGUUGAUGUUGAUAAUGUUGAAAGUGCCAGAGAAAGCACCGAAAAGUCAAGUUUGAACACUGAAAAAAGAAACCAAAGCACACAACAGCGUAUAGUGCGAAGAGUAAGACCGCCGUUACAACCGCAAACUGUAGACAAUCGCCAAGUGAACACUAUAAUACAGAAAACAAGAGCAUGCCCAGCGCAUGUUUUAAGACAUAGGAAGUUACCACCCAAAAAAGUCGAUACAAUUGUAUUGGAUUCAUCGUCAUCCGAAGAUGAAGAGGGCAGUGCAGCGCCUGUGGACGCUGCUGAAGUGAAUAACGAAGUAGGUAAGCAUAAACUCGACAAUAUAGACGACACACACAUCGAAGAGCCCACCACACCUACGGCACAAUCACAACAACAAACACAGCAACAACAACAAACAGCACGCGCGCGGCUGCAAAGCGUAUCGAUGCCACUGCGCUGUGCGCUCAUCGGCAGCGUGGCCAUAAAGCCCAUACGUAAGGAGAAACACUGCAUUCCAGGUGAAGUCUCGAGCACGACAUCGCACGACAUCAUCGAAACGGAAAGACUCAACGAAGCGCCAACGGUCUCUUGUAGUGGCAAUUUGGUGGUGAAUAACGCGAGCGCGUAUGAGAAUGCGCGCGAAGUCGGCACUGUGGAGAUUUUGGAGCGUCGCGAGCUACGCCAGCCAGUUGUAAUGGCUGAGCGUUGCUUCCAGCCCGGUAAAUUAUUGCUCGGCAUCGACUAUAGCGACGAUGAGAACGAAGACGAUGUUGCUGAGAGAAGUCGUGAGCACAUUGCUGCUGGCAGUGAUGUAGGUGAUGACGAUGGCGUCUCAAAUGGUUGCUUCAUACCGAUGGUUGGUGGCUAUUCGAAAGUUGUUGAGGAGGCCACCUCAUCCACCGAGGUGUUUCAACGCUUACAAUCGCUGGAGAAUGUAGCUGCAGCGGAAGCUUUGAGCCACGUUGAACCGGCGCCUGUGGUGUUGGUCGGGCGCGUGGAUCGAACGGCGAAUGUGGCGGCAGUGAGUGACGAUGCGCCGACCUGUUCUAAAUAUGCCAACAGCAAUGCAACGAACGCAACAGUAAUGAAGGAAAAUAUACAAAAAGAGGGUGCGCUUGAGUUUAGGAGGGGAAAAAGUCUUAAGAUUACGAUCAAAGAUUUUGCCUCUGCAAACAAUAUUGGUAGAGGGAAAGAUACGCCUGAGGACCGCUUGAGAGAAGACAUGGAAAGUUCUGCGCCUGCAUUUGGUCUGCUUGCAGGGUUGAGGCAUGAAGAUGAACAGCAGCAAGUCAACGAUGAAAAUGAGGACGAGUCGAGUAGAAAAAUCGCACCACUUUCAAGGGAAGGACCUAAAACUGUAAGUAAAGAGACUCAAGAUACUCAUUCUGAGUAUUUGCCCACUGAAGACGACGAAAUGGCGGCGAUCGAUCAAAUGCUAGCUGAUAUAGAUGAGAAUCUACGCGAAUCACAUGAAUUUAAUAAAAAAUAUAUGAAGGCGAAGAAUACGACAGGUGUAGCGGUUAAGUUAACUGAGAACGUACAAAAUGAGCACGAUUUGAUAAAUACUGCAGUACAUAAUCUGGAUAAGAAUGUCAUCGCUAGUAAUUGCAAAAAAAUUGAGGGGGCUGCUCCAUCGAAAACGGUUUUAACGCACACAAAUGAUGAGGAUCUAUUCUUGGAUGUGUGUGAACCAGUUUCUGAACUCGCGAAAAGCUCGAAUGUCGGUUCAGAAGUGGAAGCAAAUGUAGCGGCAAUGGAAACAAACUCAGCCGAACUUGCGGAAGACAUUUCAUCCAAUGACUAUUCGAACUCAAGUUUAUGUGAGAAAUCUGUGGAGAAAUUGAAAAAACUUGAAGGAGAAACUCUGGAAAUAUCAAAUGAUGUCAAUUCGGAGGAGACCGAAGAAGUUAUAACAAUGGUUUGUGCUGAAAGUGAAGGUUUGAAUAGGAAUAACCAUACAUUUGAAGAAAACAGUUCUGAUCUUGAUGUUGCGUGCUCCAACAAAACUUCAAAAUCAACUCAAGAAAACUAUGAAGAAGAAGCUAUGGAUGGCAAUGUACAGAAUAAUGAAGAAAUCGAAUCAAAUCAGGAAAGUGAUAUAUUGAACGAUAUGUGUCCAAGAGAUGUUAAAACAUUAACUCACCUUUCUGAUAAUACACAAACAAAAGCAUGUGAAGGAAGCCCGGAAAAUGAGAAGCGCCAACUACAAGACGAAGAUAACACCGAAACUGCCGAUCUCGAAAAGAAUGCACUCGUCAUUACUCACUUGCAAGAGAAAUCCAUGGAAACCGAUAUUGGAGACGAAUUUCCAGAUUCUGACAUAAAUAAGUCUGACUUGAGUGAAAUUAAUGCAGAAGUUGAAGUUGAAGAGACUGAUAUAACGCCUGAGCUAAUAGCAGAAGAGCGCACAAAAGACGUGGAAGUUUUGGUGAAACCAGUUGAUGAUGUGAAUAACAGUACUGAAUUGACAUUAUCGGAAAGAAAGAUAUCAAGUCAAAUAGAUGUGGAUCAAACGAAGUUUACUGAAUUGGUUUCGAGCGAAAAGCAAUCGAAUAUUGUAACCCCUGAAAUGGAUACAGAACUGGAAUUAUCAUUUCAAAGAGUUGAAAAUAUAGAUAAUUUAACGAAAGGCAUUUUCAACGAUGAGAAUGUAAUCACAAAUAAAAAUGCAGAAGCCGAAAAAUGUGACCUGGAUACAGAAAUUGUGCUCGAGUCCCGAACAGUAGUUGAUGACACAGAGGAUGUUGAAAAAAAUGACUCUGACAAAACUAGAGAGGAGUCUCCAAAAACAAUAUCAAAACACUCAGAAAAAUCUAACGAACAUGCAUUUGUUGAUGAUAAUGCCAGUUUAUCCACAGAGGUAACAGAAUCUUAUAGUGAACCAUGUACACCCUCUGAAUUUGUGGAAGCGAAUGAAAUGGUCUCAGUUGACGACAUCGAAACUAGUGGAAUGUACAAGCUAGAUGCCAACGACAUAGUGGAGGAAACAGUAGUUGCAAUGAAAGAUACCAUUGAAUCUGAAAAUGAGACUGAAGCAACAUUGAUACUUGAAAAUAAGACUACUCAAAUUGUCGAAGAAAUUUUCAACACCGCUAAAGAAAAGCGAACAGUUGAGCCAGAGGUACUAGAACUAGAUUUGAAAGGUAGAGAUAUUGAACACCAUGACUCAACCUCUGAGGAAUCAGUAAAUAAAGAAGAAUCAACAAAACAAAGUCAGGAGUUAGUUAAAAAGUUGGACAGCCGCAUCGAGGAAGUAGCUGAAAUGGUUGAGUCAUUGCCACUAGCUGAGACAACUUCGUUACUGCAAAGUACUACAAUAAUCCAAGUAAAUGAAAGAAAAGCUGAUGAGAUUCAGUCUACUGACAUUGAGACACCAAUGUUAGUUGUCAAAUCUAAAGAUAUGGAAUGCCAUGAAGUAAGUGAUGCAGUAACUAUUAGUAAUGAAGAGAGAGAUGCAAUUCAAUUGGCAAACGGAAACUCUUAUAGCUCGGUUGAAGUGGAGGCCGAGACUGAGCCAUUAGAAACUGUAGGUAAAAUAAAAAAUACGCAUGAAGACAAGGUUUUAACCGCCAGCAAAAUCGAAGAGGUAACCGUCGUUACAGAGGAAAUUGUGAAAGAUGAUGCCACUAAUGAUGCGAUUAAUGAAACAUCGUUGUUGCAAAAUGUCACUAAAUUUCAAGUAAAUGAAAGAUCCAGUGAUUCUGAAGACAUUACAAAUAAAUCUCCGUUACAACUUGAACUUGACGUUGAACGUGCUGAAGUAGGUGACUCAGCUCCUAACAAUAAUAGUCAGCCUCAAAAGGUCUUGGUAACGGAUCUCCAAAUUUCAAAUCAGGAUUUACCUGAAAGCGUUUGCAUUACGAUGAAAGAGGGGUUCGAAUCUGCAGAUGUGAAGACAUUACCUAUAUCACAUGAAAUAAUUGUCUCAGCCCCAAAGGAAAUUGAAGAAGUGAUGGAUGAGGAAGUAAUUGAGGAGCUCCUUGAAACUGAGGAACAUAUUAAAACAAAUUGGGUUGCGAACCAAGAGUUAGUAAACGACUCUGAAAUUUCCACUGAAGUAACUUCUGAGAUUAACGAACUUCAAAAAACAACGGAAACAACUGCAGACACAGAAGUUGUAACUGACGACUCAAUAGAAGAAACACCUGGUAAUCGCGACGAUUCGCUUGGCGAGCAGUUUACUGAAUUAAACGAUUCUCAAACCAAGGAAUGCAAUGAUGGAAAUGCUUCUAAUAAAGGGAAGAAUUAUACUGAACAUACUAUACACGCCCUGACGGAGACUCACGAAUCGCUGAGAUGUAAAAUUCCUUUAGAAAAUGAUUUUUUGUCCACUGAAGACGAAGCAACAGACGAAACAGCAUCAGAGGUCGAAGUUAGGCCAUAUACAUAUAAUGAAACUAACGAUUCAGGUGUCAUCGAUAGUGAAGUUGUAGAAUCUUUGGCAGGUGAAGAAAUAACGAAGUCUAUUGCUUUGAAUGUUGUCGAAGCAGAGACUUGCUCACUGGAAAUUACGAGAAAAGAGCGUAAGCAAUCUAUCGAAAGUCAAAUUGAAGAAGUUAGUGAGAUAGAAAAUUCGCAAACAGAUUCGACCAUAGAAUCACAAGAUCAGGAGCAACUAGGUGACAUGAACUCCAAAGAAACCAGUGUUGACUCUACAAAUAAGUUGACAACCGAAAGCAGGGUGGUAGCACUGUCAAACUCAACUAGCGUUAUAACACCGGAUCUUGAUGCUCUUGGAAAUGUGUUGCCAACUGAAAGCUUCCAUGAAGAUUCUGACCAAAAUGCUAACAUUUCAAAAGAAAAAUGUAAAGUAGUCAUUGAGUCGUCUGAGCUUGAAGUUAAAGAAAUUGCAAAAGAAAAACCUUCUAAUAAUGACGUCUCUGAAAGCUGUGGAUUUUCAACAGCAGAUAAGCAAGUGGAAGAGACGUCUUCAGUUGAAGAUUUACAAGUGGAUGAAGAAAAUAUUGAUAAAAGCACGGUAAGGGCAAAUGACGUGGCUUCUGUGGCUGACGCUGAAGAUUUAGUGGAGGAAGUUGAUACUCUUAAAGAUGGUGCGGAAGAACCAGCACAAUAUGAAUCUGAUACAAGUAAGAUUCCUGACGUUUCCACGAAGACCCGAAACGCUGAAGAGGAACAAGUUGAAAUAGAAUUAACAACAGAAUCUUUACAUGAAAACGACGAAAACAUUAGCACUUUAAAAGAUCUUAAAAGUGACGAUGUAUCAGAAAGUGAGCAUGAAACAGCCGAUACAAACUCUUUAAAUAACAACAAUACUAGUUCCGUUGCAAUAGAUACCCUGUCAGAAGAUGUCACAGCACGGAAAAGUGAUGUUGAAAUUGUAAAGACAUGUUCGAAGCAAAAGCUUAAGCUGAAGUCGAAACCUCACAAGUUAAUCAAAACAGAUCUUCUAGAGAAAAGCACAACAAGCAGUUCUAAAAAGAUCUCGAAACUUAAGGCUGUGCGCAACUCGAAAAAAAGACUGCUAACAGAAGAUGCGUCUGGCAAAUUACGUUUUAAGCGUCGUGUUAGUCCCUGCAACGAUUCCAACAAAGAUUUAGACAAGGUUGAAGAAUUUAAAAAAGCAGAGGAGUUAGCCGAUAAUAUCGCUAAAUUGGUUAUUAAAGAGAACGUUGAAGCAGAGACAACAGAACAAUGCGACAGCAUUAAGCAAGAUAUAGAAAGUCGAAGCGUAGAAGAUAAUGCAGGAAUUACGAAAAAUCAAACAUUGGACGAUAUCAAUGCUGAAGCUGAGCCGGAAAUGUUAAAAGCAGAACCAGAACUUUCCGAAGACUGCGCCACAUUCCAGCGUUUACCGGCUGAAUAUAAUUCGGAGGAGAUAUUGGCCGUGGCAACGCUGAUUAAUAUGCGUAACAAGUACACGAGUUCCACAUACAUGGAUGAGGAUAAUGUUGUUGUCGAAAUUCCACAAGAAAUAAAUCGAGAUGAGGGCGCAGAAAAGAAUGAAGCAAUUGUAGAACCAGGUUCGAAAAAGAUUAGCACUAAACAGGGUUUAGUGAAAAAGAAAGUACGCUUCGAUGAAGACAACCUUUUAGAGUUGAUGAAUGAGAAAUAUAAAGCUUUGAAGAAAGUGAAAAAAUCUGCCAAGAAGAUUGAAAAGUCGCGUAAAGCUGAAGGCGCUCUACUCAGUGGUGCUGGUGGUGGUAAGAAAUAUGUGAAGCGCAGACUGCUUGAAAUGACUACGAAAAUAAGUACAAACGAAGCUGAUUAUAUAAUUGAUCACAAUGAUGAAGAACUGUCUGAUUUGAAGAAGAAACGUGGCCGAAAGAACAGCGCACACGAAGAAGAACAGCUAACACAUAAAAUGGAUGAACUGAAUGAUACGUUAAAGAUCGAAUCCGCUGGAAAUGAAAACCCUAUUUACCCGGUGUUACUUACAUCGCGUCGUGAUACCGAGACCACGACAGAUGCGAAGCUUUCGAAGUCCACUAAAAAUAGAGCGCGAAGCUUGAAGUGCGAUGCGCCGACAAUAAGUGGCAUAGAGGAUGUCGGAUCGGAUUUUAUUGUGCCCGAUGAUGAGGUUGAACCAUUAUCUACGGAGACCUACGAAAAACCCCCAGUGCCCAAAGAGAACAUUUUUAAGGUUAGUCGUGUAUGUGUUGAUGGCACUAAAAUAAAAUUUAAAAUAACACCAACGGAGGUAAUAAAUAAAGAAAAACCGGUAAUUGUCGAAAAACUGCAGAAGCCAGAGGUGUCCGUAAUAAAUAAGGCAGAACAAAGAGCAAUUAAAGAGAACAUAUCUGAACAGGCUGCGUUGAUGAAGACUAGAAAAGUCACAGUUAAACUUAAACGUGUGAAAAUGCCAUUGUACGCCACUGCGAUCUCAAAAAGAGGUAUCUUUGGUAGUAGAGUACAGUAUACAACGCCUACAGACAGCGAGGAACCCGAUCUUAUUGUACCAGAAUCACCAACGAAAUUUAAUAAGCGCGAAGAAUCACCUACAAAAUAUAAGAAACGCAAAGAACACGCCUUUAUCUUAUCGGAAUCACGUACUAAACGCGAAGAAAUCGACUCAAUCUUAUCGGAAUCGCCUACUAAAUCUAAGAAACGCGAAGAACUCGUUACAAUUUUAACAGAAUCGCCAACUAAAUUUGAGAAACGCAAAGAACACGAGCCGUUCAUAAUAGAAUCACCAACUAAGUAUAAAAAAUCUAAAUUAGAAUCAGGCAUUGGUUCGAGUGAGUCAAAUGCAACAAAUUCAGACGCGCUUCCUAUUGCGACGGGUAAUGUCUCGUGCAAAAGUUUGGGAAAGACGUCUCAUAGGAAGCACCGCGCGAAAUCACCGAACAAAAACAAAACAUCAGUUAAAAGAGAUAUUUCUUCCGAACUCUCCGAAUUGUCAACUAUACAAGACACGGAUAAUAUAGGUACCCUCUCAAAUGGGGAAUCCAUAAAUAUUAAGGACGCCUUAAUCGAUAAACUUUCUCCUACCAAGGAUUUGUCUUUAGAAUCUACGUCUUUGGAAAAUACAGGAGUUGCUGAAAAUGCUGAUCUUUUGAAAAACCAAGAUUCUAGUGCUAAAAUCACUAUGAAGUCAGCGCAUAAGAAGCGACCUGCGAAAACUUCAAUAGAAGAAAUGUCUCCUACCAAGGAUCUGUCUUUAGAAUCUACGUCUUUUGAAAAUACAGGAGUUUCAGAAAAUGCUGAUUCUUCCCAAAAACAAGAUUCUAAUGCUAAAAUAACUGUGAAACAUAAGAAACGACUUGCGAAAUCUCCAAGUAAAACAAAAUCCCUCGUCUUGCCUACUACUGGCGAAGAUGUUUCUACUUCUAAAGAAGCACAUAAUAAGAAAACAACAAAUCUACGAAAUGAUUCGAUGGAAAAAAGAACUUGCAUGAAUGAAAUAUCCACCAUAAUGGAUGUUACAAACGUACAAACUCAGGAUCUGUCUCCUAGCAAAGAUUCUCCACUUGCAGAAUCAUCUUUCAAUAUAGAAUCGAUCGUGUCACCCGAGCGAUUAGAAAAUAAGGGUGUUGAGAAAACAAAAGACUCCAGCGCCAAUAUAACUAAAAAGGCGUCACGUAAGAACCGGGUGGUAAAAUCAUCCUUUAAAAUAAAAUUACCUAUUUCGUCUUUUACUACGAGAAAAAUUUCUAAUAAUGACGCAUUACUAAAUGCGGAAACAACUAUAAAAGACUCAAAUAUUACCAUAACUAAAACAGAUACUUCUAUUGAAGAAACAUCUAUACCUAUGGAAUCAACAAACAGAAAAGAAUCCGCCUUACAAGAAACAUCAUCUAACAAGAAGCUGAGAACUGCUGAGAAGUUAGAAACAUUGGAUGUUAUCACAAAUCGUGAAAAUGUGGAAUACAAAGUCUCCAACUUGUCUGCAGAUUUGGUGCGAAACACGCCAGAAAAAACUACAAGCUUACAAGAUCAUAUGCUGUCAGACGCUGAAAUAAAAACCGAACCAUUUGAGGAUAUCCAGAUUAAAGAAGAAGAAGAUUCAUGUGAGCCUCCGCUAGAUAUGGCGCAAUCAUAUUUAAAUGUUGACAAUAUACGACAUGCGAAAGAAUUCAUUCUAAAGCCAUGCGACGUGAUAUUGACCGAAGCGAAGAUAAACGAGCAGGCAGAUGCACAUCGUGGAUUCAGAAAACAAAGGAAUAAGAAAUCCGUGCGAGUUGUAGAGACAAGUAGCAAUAGAUAUAAAACAAGAAGGAAUAAUGCUUCAACAAGAGACAUUUUAAAAUCUGCAGACAGCGAAAAUCUGGAAACAACGGAGAAUAUUAUACCAACACUGAAUGAAGACGCUCCAAUUAAAGAAUUAGAAGUGGAAAGUAAUCAACAAGAAACGUCAAAAGUUCAAAAGGAACUGCAAGCUAUAACUAUAAGGGAAGAUAUGGAGAAGAGUAAAGAACCGCAAGCGGAAACUAGAAAGGACGAUAAGGAGAGAAAUAAAGACGUUACAAAUGCUGAAACUGCAAUACCGGUUGAAAAGGAGAUUCAGCUGAAUGCGACGACAUCAAGAACUGACGUCGAAACUGAAGAUCAUGCUAGCAGUAUAACGGAUAAUGUUAUUGCUGAACUAAAAUUACUCUCACCCGAAAGUUUGCAAAACACUGAAGAUGAUAAAGAGCAAAUUAAUUUGAUUUCAUGUUCGGAAAAUGCUGCGGUUGCUAAUGUGGUUGAUACUGAAAAGGAACAAGAUUCUCAGUCAACGACAAACGCUGAGUCCAUUUGCAAAGUGGAGAAUACCGAUGAGGAACAGAAAACGGCGCAACUUCUAGAUUCCUCAAUUGAUAUAGUUUUAGGUAAUGCCACCUUUACGAAAAAACCGUUAACUCCCAAGAAAAACGGCCUGAGCUCAACACCCGAAGCAGUUGUCAGCAAUUUGGUGCAAAAUGCGACUGAUACCGUUGCGGAGGUGAAUAAAUCCGACGAUAUUAGCGAAACUAUAUCGACGAAAAAUCGAUUAGAUGACUUAACGGCUGAGAAAGUCAACAGCGUUUUAGAAAAAAUGUUGGAGAAUAAGAAUAAUUUACUGAAAGACAAUAAAAACCAAGCGAUUACGGACUUAAAUGUGCGCCCAAUCAUAAGAAGGCAAACGAAUACCGAAGAGGAGGGCCUGCGAAAAUCUUCCAAUAGAAGUUCAUUGAAUAGCGUCAAACAGAUUUCCGCCAAAGUACCGGAUGCGCUCUUUGCCGAUGACGAAAGUGAAAGUAGCAAUGCUGACGAUAGCACAAGCGAUGAGCAAUUCUUCGCGCCGAUUCUAAGUCUUGACGAUUUGCUGAGCAAAAAAGAUGAACCGACUGCGGACAUAACUACACACACCUAUACACCAACACAGGAGCAAGUUGACCAGGAUACAGAUGCCGGACAAUCUCACGACGGUUUGGGUACACCCAAUUUCACCGUAGAGCUAGAAGUGGAGACUACACAAGCCAGCGAUGAGAAUUCACAAAGCGCUAAUGGUAAUCGCAAAGUAGAAUCACAAAGCGAAGAAAGUGGUAAAUGCGUUGCGAGCGAAGAGCUGAAUGCGCAUUUAGAGGAGACGGAUGCAAAUUUCUCGCUAUCGGCAAUCGCUGACAUCAGCACAAUAGACAUACCCAGCGAUCUCAACAUAAACAAUGAGUAUCCAGAUCUGUUAGAUGCCAUGCUCUUCGAGCAAGUACGUCAAUCCAUCGAUUGCAUGAUAUCUGGUACGAAUUCGGCGAAAAAAUGGUCACAAGACAGUUUUGCAACGACGCAGGCGGCAGUCAAUUUUAAUCAAGCAGAAACUGCGGUCAGAACCGAUGCGCCGCCUAGUGUGCCUAACACACAGGAGAAUGACGUCAUUGCAACCAAUGAUAAGACAGUGACAGCAAAUGAAGAUGGAAUUGGUAUUGGUCAAGAAACCUUUCUCGGCACUAUCAGCUCACUGGAUGUGGUGGAAGUACCCACCACGGGUUUCGAUUUAGUUGGUAGCUUUACCAUAGCAGACUUUCUAUCGGAUGCCGGCAGCGACUUGUUUGCUUUUCCCGAACUGGACAAAACACAAAGUCGAAGUAAUUCGUUUUCGGCAGAGUCGAAUUUGUGUGAGACACCGCCACCGCCUGCAAUCGAUACCGAUAUCGAAGCCGAUAAGGAGAUAAGCAAUGACAAGAAAGACGAAGAACCAAUACAAACGCCCACCAAUCACAAUACGAAUUCUGUGGCUUGCGAUCACAGCUAUAACAAGGAUAUCAACGAAGUGGAAAAACAGAGAACGAAAGUACGCAAAAAGUCAACCUCAUCGCACACAUCCACGCCAACUGCUGCACAGUCAUCCACGAAGAGUGCUACUCCAUCGCCCUUAAAUAAUUCGGAUAUGUUGCACGUAUUCUCAAGAGCUAAAUGUGCGCCCAAACCAUUUUGGAAAGCCAAAAGGUCCGAGGAAAUAAAAACUUCAACACCGAAAAAAGAAGAAACCACACCAAAUACGCAAAAUACACCGUUUCAAACACCAGCCGUCACAGCGAAACGUGCAAUAACACCGUCACCAAUUACUAUCAAAAAUCCUGAGGAGAAACAAACGGUAUUCAGUAUGCCGGCGCUCGAAUUGGUUAUUGAACAAAAUGGACUAGAGCAAGAAAUUACAGCAACGUCCUCUAACAACGCGCUAUCAGCAACAAUUGCCAACACUAAGACUGAGACCCUAACGAAUCUGAACGAAAACAUAUCAAAACCCGUGGAUGACGUCAGUCUGCCUUCGAACCCAGUUAUAGAAACGGUAAAAGCCGAUGGUUUAGAACAAGUAUUGCCACAAAUGCUACCCACUAGCGCAGAAUGUGAAGCGGUAACACCAUUUACAAGACCACCGAAACGCGCUUCAACACCCAUUGAAAUAACCGAAGUGAUUACAAAACCCGCACCGCUUAUUGUACAGCCGAUCAUACGCAUACAAAGUCAAUCAAACCGCUUAGAACGCAUAGAUCCCUCGUCGAGUAGUUCACAGCAAGCUUUCCCUCUUCUCACACCCGAAAGUCAGCCCAAUUUAACUGAUGUGUCGAACGUCAGUCAAAUUGAAGUGAACGAUAUAUGUCGACCAGAACGUGAUUCCACGCCCACACUCGAUGAACAUAGCAAAGAUGACUACGAAUUAAGCACGCCGAAUAAAUCACUCACAAUUAAGGAGUUAACGCACACAGGUAAAGCGCGGCAAUCAACGACACAGCUUGAACAACCGCCGGCCAAACGUUUGUGCGUCGAAAAUGUCAAUAAAACAAUAACAACGAAUGACAUCUUUGAUAUGUUGAAGAGCGAAGAAAAGUCGCCGAAGGAAAAUCAGUUAGCGCAAAGCUCUACAAGUACAACUAAAACCAAGGAUUUGACUAAUACAAAAAUCGUAGAUUCGAAAUCGAAACAAAUAGAAAUAGAAUUACCGGUAAUGAAAGCUGUUGACGCAAAUUUAAACACAAAUACAGUAGCUGCCGUAAGCGACACAUCCAACAAUACUGACCUCAUACCCUCCAAAGUGGAAAGUAAAUCUACUCUAUCCUACAUACAAAACUCACAAAUUGAAGGGGAAAAGAAAAAUGCAGAAGGCUCUGCAAGCAAUCAACAAAUCGUUAAGAACCCAACUAAGCAAAAGUACGAAAAAAUAACUCCCAGUCAGGAACCCAUGCUAAUCAGUAAAGAGAAUUUAAUAGCGUUGAGGAAAAGAGAACAAGCGGCAAAAAAUAUGUCAACGUUAAUGAUAACUGAACACUUGGAACACUUGCAACCACUUUCCCCGGUAGGCACACCUGAAAAGUGUUCCAUCAAAAUUGCAGAUACCAAAUCGCUAAGCGAAAAGUUGAAAAGUUCUCCAGCGCGACGCGUAGAAGAGAGCAAAGAAGAAAAUAUUGCUCCCAUAACAUUAAAAAUAACAAAAGAUUCACUUUCUCAACCAUCAGCAAAUCAAUCGGAUGAACGCCAGCAGACGCGUAAACCAGUGCAGUCCAAAAAUUCGCGAUUCACCACUAAAUUGAAUCCAAACGAAAGUAGUGUAACGCCUGUCACGCCAAGUACAUAUGAGCAUACUUCCAGCGCACGCAGUAGCAUAGCACCAAGUAGAAAGCAAAAAGGCAGUAAUGCAAGCCCUGUCAUAUUCAAUGCGUCGCCAUGUGCGAAAAGUAUUAUAGAUACGAAUCCCAACAAAACUCCCGACAAUCUUCCAAUAGCCGAGGUAAUAAACAGAAGUGAAACAAGAAAUACGUCUCCUUGUCAAACAGCCACCAUACCACCACGCACUAGAGUACCAACAAAACCUAUAUUAGCCGUAAAACCAACAUUACAUCCUCAAAACGCUAACCGUAAUCAUCCAUAUCAGAGAACGCAAACACCGCCGAAUACUUUAAAUACUCACAACACAAGUAAAUUGACGCCACAAAGACCACAGAGUCGAGACAGUCUGCCAGCAACGCACGAAAAUGUCUCAAACAAAAAGAGAAAACCUCCAAAAUCCGUAGAUAAAACUACGCCACAACGUUACGCGUCCACAAUAACCACUCUACCGCCUUCAAUGCAAUCACGACCCACACCAAGUCAUCAGUCCACGUUUGAUGCGCCACUAACGAUUGCCGACUUAUCCUCGAUUAAGUUAACAGACGAAGAUGAGGCAGAAAUAGCGCGUAAAUUGGAAGCUUACCGCUCUACGUUACCACAACCAAAAUCGUAUGGUGCACAUAAAGAGAACAAACGCUUAGUCGGUCUGCAGGAAGAAAAAUUGCGUUUGGAGUAUGCUGAAAAUCGUCGAAAGGCACAACAAUUGCGUGACACACAACGCCACAAACGCAAAUCCCAACCGGAGACAUAUGAGGCGCACUACAAGAAAUUCGCCAUGCAUUCAGGCAGAUCAGAAGCCACGAAUAGUAGCAACAGUAAUAAUAGUAGCAAAAGUAGUGGUAGUGCUAGUGUUGGUGCCGGUCACCACCAGAGUAGUAGUAAACAACAUCAUUUACAUCGUGAGUACGUAAAUAAAUUUGGUGAAAUCGAGAAAUUAGUCAAAGAAGAAAAUGUUACAACAGAUAAGAAGCCUAAACGUUCCGUACCACUAACGGCAUCAACGGCUUGGGAGCCAAAAAUGCCAACUGGCGAUGAAUUAAUUGAACUCUUGUGUAGAACAAAGAAAUCGUAGGGCAAAUAGAGUUGGUUUUCAAAUGUGUAAGUUGUUGCAGGUAAAUGCAGUGAGUAUAUUCCCAUUUAGACGCGGUCUUAACAUUUCUUCGAUGCGUUAACAAACAAAAAAGAGUAAAACAAAUUUAUCAUAAAGCACGCAAUGUACAAAAUGAUUACAUUCAAUUAAUCAGGACUCAGCUUAAAACAUAUUUUUUACAUAAAAAGACAACAUUUUAUUACUAUAUAACAAAUAUUCUAUAACUUAUCCUCACAACGUUCUUUGGCUUAUGGUAGCUUAUACAUAGCUGUUUAUAGGUUUUAAACGUAAAUAUUCUCAUUUACAGGCAUUCGGUAAAGAAUUUAGUUGAAAUGACAAACAUCUAACGUGUGUCUAUCUAGUAAUUAUCUAUUUUUCUUUUUAGCUAAACUAAACUAACUGAAAGGCAGCUAUGAAUCCUUAAUCUAACCCUUAUAACAGCAUAGUCGAAUAGUAUACUUUCUAAUUUACAGUUAA